GAACACAUUUUUUUAAGUGGGCUUCGACAAGGUACUCAGGAUCAAUCCCCUUUUCUUCUCUUUUACGCGAACUCGCGUAUUACCACAUCCACGCACCCCAAUUUACUGCAGAGGGAAAGAAAAUGCUGCGGCGAUGCGGUGCGGCACUGGCUGCCAAAAAGCUUCCGAACCCUGGCAGCUCCCUAUUAAACCCACGCAGUCACCGUGCGAAGCUCCGCCGUGCCGCCGCCCUCAGCGCGCAAAGCGAAGCGCAGUUUGAGAGCCAGGCGAUGUUCGCAAAGGUUGGCGGCAGCGGAGAGGGGGGUACAGAUACGCCGUCCCCCGCGCGCGCCUUCAAGAGCCGCAAGCAGCGUCGCGGCCACCACGUUCGCAGCGUCGUUGGCCGGGACGUUGCUGAGCGCGCCAAGGCGAUGACGGAUGCGGAGUGGGAGAGUGUGCCGAUGGAGGACAAACACGCCUUCACAAAGUACAUGAGUGAGGUUCUGCGGGAGCGCCCGACCGAGGCGACCGAGCAGCAGCGUCGCCGCUACUUCGAGACGACGAUGAUGGACCCGCGCGACCUCGACCCGAACCGCACUGUGCAGGACGAGUACGAGCGACUGAAACUCGGCCUGCCUGUGCAACUUAAAGACCCGCAGCGCUCCCUCGGCGUGUCGCAGGCAAUCUUUGAAUCAGGCGACGCGGGACUCUUCCACCCUGAGAACGUGGAUCGGCUGGAGGAGGCGAUGGUGCAGAUCAAACAGGUGUUUGCCGACUACACACGUCAGCGACGGGAGGGCGUCAGCACGGAGGCGGCUCGGCGCAAGCUGUCGAACAUGCUGGCCGAGCUGAAUGUGGAGACGCAGCGGCAUUUAAGUCACAUGUUUAAGUAUGCGGAGGAGAGGGUGCGACAGGCAGCACGAGAGGAGCGCACGCGUCAGCUGCGUGAGCUGCACCGUCUCCGCCAGCUCGUGCUUUCCCCGCCGAAGUCGUCGUCAUCGUCAUCCUCAUCGUCUGCUACCGCCGUUGCAUCACCUUCGUCCUCCUCUUCGUUUCAACAGAAUGGGGAGGCGCGUGCUGACACAGCAGGCGGGCAAGAACAACAAUCAAUGACCGGCGUUGAUUCGUCUUCUCCCUCCGCGUCCUCUGCCCCAUCUCCUGCCACGCUGGCCACAACCAAAAAGCGUGCCCUUCUCAAAAAGUCCCUCGGCAAAGCGCUCGGGAUGGAGCUGGACGUCGUGGAGACCCUCAUCACCGAACUGGAGGCGCAGGAGAAGUUCAUGCAGUUCUGCGAGGUCUUUGCGCGGCUGACGGUGGCGCACGGCUUUCAGCACGGCCCCGAGGACGAAGGCCUGGACGCCUACGCCGAGAGCCUCCGUCGCCUCUACUCCGUCGACGCGAACAAGCUCAGCACGCUGGACGUCGUGCAGUACCUCGCCGCGAAGGAGGAGGCGCACCCGGUGGACUGGGCGAAGCGGUGGUACGAGCGGCUGGUGCGCCUUCCUCUCGAACUCACACCGGAGUUUAGGCGCCUCGAGGAGAUCCGCGAAGGGGACAAGGCCGCGCUGGAGCUGCAGGCAGCGGCAGCGAAAGAAGGUCAAGCUGGCGUUUCUGCUUCUGGGGGACACGAUGCGGCAAAGCAGGCGGGACAGACCGCAGCUGCAGGUCGCACCCAAGACGCGGUGCGGUUGGUGGAAAAAAUGUUCAUGCGGCCCGAUGAUCCGCGACUGAAAAGCCUGCACGAGAAGCGACUGCGCUACAUCGCGUAUUUGCAGAUGGAGCGCCAGAUUGCGCAGGCGCGCGAGAACGCCAAACUGUUUGAGGGUGUGGAGGACACCGCCGAGGCUGAGGAGUGCCGGCGGCUGUACGCGCAAUUGAUGGAGCACAAAGCGAAGCGGACUGGCGUCACGCCUGCUGCACGAGGCGAGGCGUCCUCUUCCACCACCGCUCUCUCUGACAACGCGACAGGAGAGGAGAUCAAUGUCUUUGCGCAGGACCCCGAGGCGGCGGCUCUUUUUGAGCAGAUCAGCCAAAUCACACAGUCCGUGAUCCGCACCUGCGUGAAGGACGCCCGUCGGCGCAGCAAGGCGGCUGCGAAGGCGGAGGUACUGGCGAAGGUUGUGAGGCACGUGAAGGGCGUGGCAGCAACCGCAGCAGACGGCAGCGCCGCUGACGCUACUGGUGGUGGUGACGGCGGUGCACCACGUGCGGGGGCGCUGCGUCAGCUGUUGAGAGAAAAGAAGGAUAAGGUGGCACAGCGCUUGCUCAACGUUCUCGAGGCGGAUGUGAAGUCGGACAUGGAGUGGCUGGAUGCGAUGGACGAUGCAGAGCGACCGCCUCUGCUGCCGAUUCCCGAAGGCAUGUCCUACGUGUCUGCGGCGGAUGUGCAGGCCUGGAAGGAGGUCCGCGACGCCGACAACGCCCUGUCGGCCGAUCCGUUUCGAAAGAGCAAAAAACAGUUCCAACCGAAGCUGUUUGGCCAGCCGUGGCAGAUGCCGGACAAGCCGCUGCUUUUUUGGGGAACUGGCACCCGUGCGGUGCAGCAGGCGUUGGAGCAGGCCGCAGGCGAUGCAGAGCGGCGACGACGUGGUGAGCCACUGGCUCCUCCCUACCCUUGUCCUGAGAAUCCUUGGGGCUGGCGACUGGUGAAGGAUAUUCUGGAUGAUUAG
Messenger RNA from Leptomonas pyrrhocoris, 2648 nucleotides. Its product is annotated as putative mitochondrial kinteoplast poly(A) polymerase complex 1 subunit. The record is from RefSeq and is a predicted model, not a curated record. The transcript has a single exon. Bases 123 to 2648 code for a protein of 841 amino acids. Lineage: Eukaryota; Euglenozoa; Kinetoplastea; Trypanosomatida; Trypanosomatidae.